AUGGCAUUGGACCACGAGAAUGAUCCCGGUUGGCAAUAUCUUCGCCGAUCCCGCGAACAAGCCCUAGAGGACCAAUCAAAGCCAUAUGAUUCGAAGAAAAACUGUUGGGUUCCGGAUGCCGAAGAAGGUUAUGUAGCCGCUGAGAUUACCGCCACCAAGGGUGACCAAGUCACUGCUGUCACUGCUCGUGGAAAUGAGGUGACACUCAAGAAGGAGUUGGUGCAAGAGAUGAAUCCACCGAAGUUUGAGAAGACCGAAGACAUGUCUAAUCUGACCUUCUUGAAUGAUGCUUCUGUGCUUCACAAUUUGAGGUCUCGUUACUCAGCCAUGUUGAUCUAUACAUAUUCUGGUCUUUUCUGUGUGGUAAUCAACCCUUACAAGAGGCUUCCGAUUUAUACUGAGUCUGUAGCAAGGAUGUUCAUGGGCAAACGUAGAACUGAAAUGCCUCCUCAUCUAUUCGCCGUAUCCGAUGAGGCCUACAGAAACAUGCUGCAAGACCACGAAAACCAGUCCAUGCUCAUUACAGGAGAAUCUGGAGCAGGAAAAACCGAAAACACCAAGAAGGUAAUUGCCUACUUCGCAUCUGUUGGUGCUAGUCAACAAGAAGUCAAAGCAACUACCGAGAAGAAGGUCACCCUUGAGGACCAAAUUGUACAGACCAAUCCUGUGCUUGAGGCGUUCGGUAACGCCAAGACUGUCCGUAACAACAACAGUUCCCGUUUCGGAAAGUUCAUCCGAAUCCACUUUUCGAAGGCUGGACGUGUCGCCUCUUGCGAUAUUGAACACUACCUUCUCGAAAAAUCUCGAGUCAUCCGUCAAGCACCAGGAGAGCGUUGUUACCACAUUUUCUACCAAAUCUUCUCUGACUACAAGCCCGAGUUGAAGAAGCAACUUCAAUUGGACAAACCUUUGAAGGAUUACUGGUUUGUAGCUCAAGCUGAGUUAUCAAUUGACGGUGUAAAUGACAAAGAAGAAUUCCAAUUGACAGAUGAAGCCUUUGACAUCCUCAACUUCUCGGCACAAGAAAAAAUGGACUGUUACCGUUUGAUGGCAGCUCUUAUGCACAUGGGUAACAUGAAGUUCAAGCAGCGACCCCGUGAAGAACAAGCUGAACCGGAUGGCACCGAUGAAGCCGAAAAGGCUUCAGACAUGUACGGUGUCAAUUUUGAGGAGUUCCUUAAGGCUUUGACAAAGCCUCGUGUGAAAGUAGGAACUGAGUGGGUAUCGAAGGGUCAAAACCUCGAACAAGUGAACUGGGCCACAGGAGCUAUGGCUAAGGGUCUCUACGCUAGAAUAUUCCACUGGCUGGUCAAGAAAUGUAACCUGACCCUUGAUCAACAAGGAAUCAGUCGAGACUACUUCAUUGGAGUACUGGAUAUUGCUGGUUUCGAAAUUUUCGAUUUCAACUCCUUCGAACAGCUUUGGAUCAACUUCGUAAACGAGAGGCUACAGCAAUUCUUCAAUCACCACAUGUUCGUUCUCGAGCAGGAAGAAUACGCUCGUGAAGGUAUCCAAUGGACCUUCAUUGACUUCGGUCUCGAUCUCCAGGCCUGUAUUGAGCUGAUUGAGAAGCCUUUGGGUAUCAUCUCAAUGCUUGACGAAGAAUGUAUUGUACCGAAAGCCACGGACAUGACUUUGGCUCAGAAGCUGAACGAGCAACAUCUGGGCAAACACCCGAACUUCGAGAAGCCCAAGCCACCAAAGGGUAAGCAAGCUGAGGCUCACUUUGCCAUGAGACACUACGCCGGAACUGUACGAUACAACGUGACCAACUGGCUGGAGAAGAACAAGGAUCCUCUCAACGACACCGUUGUCACUGUCAUGAAAGCAUCAAAGGGUAACGACCUGCUCGUUGAAAUCUGGCAAGAUUACGUUACUCAAGAGGAAGCUGCAGCUGCUCAAAAAGCCGGAGCCACACAAGCCAAAAAGAAGGGAAAAUCUGGAUCCUUCAUGACUGUCUCUAUGCUUUACCGCGAGUCCCUCAACAACCUGAUGAACAUGUUGAACAAAACACACCCCCACUUCAUCCGUUGCAUCAUUCCCAACGAGAAGAAGGCCUCUGGUGUCAUCGAUGCUGCUUUGGUUUUGAAUCAGCUGACAUGUAACGGUGUGCUGGAAGGUAUUCGUAUUUGCAGAAAAGGUUUCCCCAACAGAACCCUUCACCCCGACUUCGUUCAACGUUAUGCCAUCCUGGCUGCUAAGGAAUCCAAAGCCGAUGACGACAAAAAGAAGUGUGCUGAACAAAUGAUGUCAAAAUUGGUAAACGAAGGUUCGAUCACGGAGGAAAUGUUCCGUAUAGGUCUCACCAAGGUCUUCUUCAAAGCUGGUGUUCUGGCCCAUCUUGAAGAUCUUCGUGACGAAAAACUAGCUGUCAUCAUGACUGCCUUCCAAGCCCAGAUCCGCUGGUACCUUGGUCUUGCUGAUCGUAAACGCCGUAUGGAACAGCGCGCUGGAUUGCUCAUUGUCCAGAGGAAUGUCCGAUCGUGGUGUACCCUCCGCACAUGGGAAUGGUUCAAGCUUUACGGAAAAGUCAAGCCUAUGCUUAAAGCAGGAAAAGAAGCUGAGGAGUUGGAGAAGAUCAAUGAGAAGGUUAAACAGCUCGAGGAAGCUCUUGCCAAAGAAGAGAAACUGCGUAAGGAGCUCGAAGACAACUCAACCAAGCUACUGGAAGAGAAAAAUGGCUUGUUCACCAACCUCGAAAGCACAAAGGGACAACUGUCAGAGGCUGAAGAGCGUCUCGCUAAAUUGCAGGCGCAGAAGACUGAUGCCGAUAGACAACUUGCGGAAUUGAACGACCGACUGGCCGAUCAGGAAGAUCGCAAUGCUGAUGUACAGCGUGCCAAGAAGAAGGUGGAAUCCGAAUUGGAAAACCUGAAGAAGCAAAUCCAAGACCUCGAGAUGAGCUUGAGAAAAUCGGAAUCCGAGAAACAGUCCAAAGACCACCAAAUCCGCUCGCUACAGGACGAAAUGGCACAACAAGACGAAUCCAUUGCCAAGCUCAACAAGGAGAAGAAACAUCAAGAGGAAAUCAACCGCAAACUUAUGGAGGAUCUUCAGUCCGAGGAAGACAAGUCCAACCACACCAACAAGGUUAAGGCCAAACUUGAACAGACCCUUGAUGAUCUCGAGGACGGUCUCGAACGUGAGAAGAGAGCUCGCGCUGAUCUCGACAAGCAGAAGAGAAAGGUUGAAGGAGAGUUGAAGAUUGCCCAGGAAAAUAUCGAUGAGGGUGCACGUCAACGCCACGACCUUGAAAACAACUUGAAAAAGAAGGAGAGUGAGCUUCACACGAUCAGCAGCCGACUUGAGGAUGAACAGGCUCUUGUCAGCAAACUCCAGCGUCAAAUCAAAGAAGGACAGAGCCGCAUUUCCGAGCUUGAGGAGGAACUCGAAAACGAACGCCAAUCGCGCGCCAAGGCUGACCGAGCAAAGUCAGAUCUUCAGCGUGAGCUUGAAGAACUGGGAGACCGCCUUGAUGAACAGGGAGGUGCCACCGCCGCUCAGGUAGAACUGAACAAGAAGAGAGAGGCAGAACUUUCGAAACUCCGUCGAGACCUCGAAGAGGCUAACAUGAACCACGAGAACCAGCUUGGAGGCCUACGCAAAAAGCACACGGACGCUGUCGCAGAGCUCACUGAUCAGCUCGAUCAGCUGCAGAAGCAGAAGGCAAAGAUCGAGAAGGAGAAAAUCCAGGCUAACCAUGAAGCUGAGGAACUCGCUGCCCAACUCGAUGCUGAGACCUCAGCUAAGCUGAACAAUGAGAAACUCGCCAAGCAGUUUGAACUUCAACUCGCUGAACUGCAGGCAAAGUGCGACGAACAAAGUCGCCAACUGCAAGACUUCACUUCCCUUAAGGGCCGUCUUCACAACGAGAAUGGCGAACUCAGCCGUCAACUUGAGGAUGCCGAGUCGCAGCUCAACCAGUUCUCGAGACUCAAGAGCCAGUUGACCAGUCAACUCGAGGAGGCCCGCCGCACCGCUGAUGAGGAGGCGCGUGAACGCCAGACACUCGCUGCUCAGGCCAAGAAUUACCAGCAUGAAGCAGAACAACUCCAAGAAAGCCUGGAAGAGGAGAUUGAAUCUAAGAACGAGAUAAUGCGCCAGCUCAGCAAGGCAAACGCCGAAAUUCAGCAAUGGAAAGCACGCUUCGAAGGUGAAGGUCUCAUCAAGGCUGACGAACUCGAGGACGCUAAGAGACGCCAAGCUCAGAAGAUCAACGAGCUCCAAGAAGCCCUUGACGCAGCCAACUCGAAGAUCGCAUCUCUUGAGAAGACGAAGAGCCGAUUGGUCGGAGAUCUUGAUGACGCUCAGGUAGACGUGGAACGUGCCAAUGCCUUCGCCAGUGCCUUGGAGAAGAAGCAAAAAGGCUUCGACAAGAUCAUUGAUGAAUGGAGAAAGAAGACCGAUGACCUUUCAGCUGAGCUCGACAGCGCUCAAAGAGAUUCACGCAACACCUCGACUGAGCUAUUCAAAGCAAAGAAUGCCUUGGAAGAACUCCACGAAGUCGUUGAGGGUCUUCGUCGUGAAAACAAGAGCUUGAGCCAAGAGAUCAAGGACCUCACCGACCAACUUGGAGAAGGUGGCCGUUCGGUGCACGAGAUGCAGAAAAUCAUUCGCCGUCUGGAGAUCGAGAAAGAGGAGUUGCAGCACGCUCUCGAUGAAGCAGAAGCUGCCCUGGAAGCAGAAGAAAGCAAGGUUCUUCGUGCCCAAGUCGAAGUGUCUCAGAUCCGAUCGGAGAUCGAGAAACGCAUCCAGGAGAAGGAGGAAGAAUUCGAGAACACCCGCAAAAACCACCAGCGUGCUAUGGACUCAAUGCAAGCCUCUCUCGAGACCGAAGCCAAGGGUAAGGCUGAACUCCUCAGAGUUAAGAAGAAGCUCGAAGCUGACAUCAACGAAUUGGAAAUCGCCCUCGACCACGCCAACAAGGCCAAUGCUGACGCACAGAAGAACUUGAAACGGUACCAAGAACAAAUUCGUGAGUUGCAAUUGCAAGUUGAAGAGGAACAGCGACAGCGCGAUGAAAUCCGCGAGCAAUUCUUCAACGCUGAGAAGAGAGCCACUCUGCUGCAGUCCGAGAAGGAAGAGCUGCUGGUAUCCAAUGAGUCCAGCGAACGCGCUCGCAAACAGGCAGAAUACGAGGCUGCGGAUUCUCGUGACCAGGCCAACGAGCUCUCCGGACAAGUGGCUUCAUUGAGUGCCGCCAAGAGAAAGUUCGAAGGAGAAAUUCAAGCUAUCCAUGCUGACCUUGAUGAGACCCUGAAUGAGUACAAAGCAUCUGAGGAGCGCAGUAAGAAGGCAAUGGCCGAUGCAACACGUCUUGCUGACGAACUUCGUCAAGAACAAGAACACUCGCAGCACAUUGACCGAAUGCGCAAGGGACUUGAGCAGCAGUUGAAGGAGAUGCAGGUCCGUCUCGACGAAGCCGAAGCAGCAGCUCUCAAGGGUGGAAAGAAGGUUAUUGCCAAAUUGGAACAACGUGUGCGUGAAGUCGAGUCCGAGCUCGACGCUGAACAGCGCAGAUAUCAAGAAGCCAACAAGAACCUUGGUAAAGCCGACCGACGAGUCCGCGAGCUCCAAUUCCAGGUUGACGAAGAUAAGAAGAACUUCGAACGCCUACAGGACCUUAUCGACAAGCUCCAGAACAAACUGAAGACCCAAAAACGACAGAUCGAAGAAGCGGAAGAGGUCGCUAACCUCAAUCUGCAGAAGUACCGCCAAAUUCAACACCAACUUGAAGACGCCGAAGAGCGUGCCGAUUGCGCUGAGAACUCGUUGUCAAAGAUGAGAGCUAAGUCGCGAACGAGCUCCUCGGUAGCCCCGUCUGGUCUUCAAACUUCACAAUCAGCCACUGUAUUACGGUCACCAUCACGUGCCCGUGCAAACGAUUUCUAG
Molecule: messenger RNA, 5892 nt
Organism: Haemonchus placei
Lineage: Eukaryota; Metazoa; Nematoda; Chromadorea; Rhabditida; Trichostrongylidae
Source: the annotation of a GenBank genome assembly